Messenger RNA from Bacidia gigantensis, 357 nucleotides. RefSeq lists its product as uncharacterized. Lineage: Eukaryota; Fungi; Ascomycota; Lecanoromycetes; Lecanorales; Ramalinaceae. The transcript has 2 exons. Bases 1 to 357 code for a protein of 118 amino acids. The record is from RefSeq and is a predicted model, not a curated record.
AUGUACUCGGCUCCUUCAAUGAAGGGAUAUGAUAGAGGGCUUCAUGUGGGAUACGCCGAGGGAUAUCGUGAUGGCUACGAUGAGACAUACAAUCAAGGGUUCGAUGACCCUAACGAUGGACCUGAAGAGGGUGGAGAGUACGAAGAAGAAGUAGCGGAUGACGAUGAUGUUGAAUACUGGGGGGCAUCUAGUGGGGCAUAUGGCGGAGGAUAUGCUGUGGACAACAAUUUGGAAGAUGAUGAAUAUGAUGAAGAAGAUCGAGAGGCAUACGAUAAGGGAUAUGAUGAGGGGUUUGAAGACGGAUACCAAGAGGGGUAUUAUGCGGCGUUGGCGCGGUGGAAUAAUUACCUCGGGUAA